Messenger RNA from Parasteatoda tepidariorum (common house spider), 472 nucleotides. RefSeq lists its product as uncharacterized. Gene Ontology annotation, cellular component: membrane. The record is from RefSeq and is a predicted model, not a curated record. Lineage: Eukaryota; Metazoa; Arthropoda; Arachnida; Araneae; Theridiidae. Gene Ontology annotation, molecular function: sodium channel activity. Gene Ontology annotation, biological process: sodium ion transport.
AUGGCGACAUUGUGUAAGAGAGGUGAAAAAAUCACAAAAGAAAAUUGGGAUAGUUGUUUGAAAAAGUGUAGCAAUACUCCAUGUGUGACUCGAUCUUUUAAAUACAAGCAUUUUCAAAAUGUACUAGAGAACUUAAAAUUCGGAUAUCAAGAAAGAAAAUUACUUUAUCCUGAUCUUUAUAAUACCUCUCAAUUUCUGUAUCUCGGAGUGUCAUUCAGAAAUGCUAAGAUCAGAAUAAUCCACUUUGUUCCAAAACUGCCGCCAAUGGAGUUGUUCAGCAACAUCGGUGGAUUCUUGGGCAUUUGGAUUGGAUCCUCUAUCAUAUCAGUCUCUGAUUUAUUAUACAAACUAUCUGAAUUCAUCUACAUUUACAUCAUGAAAUUUGUUAAAAAGACAUCUACACUGUAAAAGAAUUAGGAUCAAAUUACGGCAGAAAGUCCUGGCAACCUGAAAUCCAUUUUUUUCCCAUAAA